GUACUUUUUCUGUAACUGAAAUAUCCUCUCGUUAGGCCCAGAUACCAAUGGCGCAGAUGGACGAUAUACCCACUUUUAAGUUGGUUCUUGUUGGAGACGGUGGUGUGGGUAAGACUACAUUUGUCAAGCGUCACAAGACUGGAGAGUUUGAAAAGAAAUAUGUUGCUACUUUGGGAGUUGAGGUCCACCCUUUAGUUUUUCACACAAGUAGAGGGCCCAUAAAGUUCAAUGUUUGGGACACUGCUGGUCAAGAAAAAUUUGGAGGCCUUCGAGAUGGUUAUUACAUUCAAGGUCAGUGUGCCAUUAUCAUGUUUGAUGUCACAUCUCGCGUCACAUACAAAAAUGUUCCCAACUGGCACAGAGACUUGGUCAGAGUCUGUGAAAACAUACCUAUUGUGCUCUGUGGUAACAAAGUGGAUAUUAAAGACAGGAAAGUCAAAGCCAAAACAAUCGUUUUCCAUAGGAAGAAGAACUUGCAGUACUAUGACAUCAGUGCAAAGAGUAAUUACAACUUUGAGAAACCCUUCUUGUGGUUGGCAAGGAAAUUGGUAGGAGACCCCAAUCUGGAGUUUGUUGAAAUGCCUGCUCUCAUCCCACCAGAAGUCCAGAUGGAUGCUGCUCUUGCUCGUAAAUAUGAAGAUGAAUUGAGGGUGGCACAAGAAACAGCCCUGCCUGAUGAUGAAGAAGAUCUUUAAACAAACUUGUUGCCUGUUUAUACGGUUAGGAUUGCCCACUGUUUUAAGUUGCAACUCUGUUGACUGGCCGAUUUAUUUCAGUUUAUUCCUGGGAGAUUUAUAGUACUAUUGCACUUGGAAUGUUGUAUAGAAUUGACUGUUUUUAAGACUCAAGUAAAUUAAACACAGGAAUAUUGA
This is a messenger RNA of Physella acuta, 872 nucleotides long. RefSeq names its product GTP-binding nuclear protein Ran. The record is from RefSeq and is a predicted model, not a curated record. Gene Ontology annotation, biological process: ribosomal subunit export from nucleus; protein import into nucleus. NCBI's taxonomy places the organism in Eukaryota, Metazoa, Mollusca, Gastropoda, Physidae. Gene Ontology annotation, cellular component: nucleus; cytoplasm. Gene Ontology annotation, molecular function: GTP binding; GTPase activity.